GUGGAGGUUCUAUCAGUUGCAGAGUAGCCACAGGAAACAGAGAAAUGUCGAACAUGACGAGUCCUUCUAAAAUGGUAGAGGCCAAAAUCGAGAUAACCAACCGCCUAAUGGCUGUCAAAAGGAGAUCCUGCAAGUCCUACACUCAGAUUGCUGCGGAGACUGGCCUCACCAACGUCUACGUUGCUCAGUUACUGAGACGCCAGGCUCAACUCAAGCCCGAUACUGGCCCAAGGCUACGAGCUGCGCUGCCUGAACUCACCGAUGAUCUGCUUCAGGAGAUGACUAAACCACCCCUGAGGUCCUAUGACCCUAACUUGAUCCAAGAACCAACCGUUUACAGGUUGAAUGAAGCUGUUAUGCAUUUUGGUGAAAGUAUAAAGGAAAUUAUCAAUGAGGAGUUUGGUGAUGGCAUCAUGUCAGCCAUAGACUUCUACUGCUCUGUUGAUAAAGUGAAAGGGGUGGAUGGAAAAGAACGUGUUGUUGUGACAUUUGAUGGGAAGUAUUUGCCAUAUACUGAGCAGAAGUUAGAGCACAUGGUUUCAAGACGAAGGCAAAAUGAAGUUGAUCAAUCCUGACUUUGAUGCUAAGAAUCCCUUGUUUCGGUCAAUGUGUGGAUGGACUUACUGGAGUAAGUCUUUAACUUAAUUUGUUAAAUUAUAUGUUAAGUGCCAUCUUCCUGUACUUGGAUAGUGCUACUGAUGAUGGCCAAUAUGAAAUUGUAUCCAUAAUUGUUUCAUAUUGUGGGCUUGCUAGUGAAUCAAAGGUUGCAGAACAUUCAGUAAAUUGCACCGUCACUGCAUGAUUAAAACCGACUCAUGAAAUGUAGUGAUCUCGUUCAUUAUUGUUA
This is a messenger RNA of Manihot esculenta (cassava), 847 nucleotides long. RefSeq names its product cyanate hydratase. Bases 45 to 575 code for a protein of 176 amino acids. The record is from RefSeq and is a predicted model, not a curated record. Lineage: Eukaryota; Viridiplantae; Streptophyta; Magnoliopsida; Malpighiales; Euphorbiaceae. The transcript has 4 exons. Gene Ontology annotation, molecular function: DNA binding; cyanate hydratase activity.